AUGAACGUGCACACUCCUCCGAAUCACCGCAACGACUUUGAGGUCGCAAUGAUCUGUGCGUUGCCUCUUGAGUACGAUGCUGCAACGUUGAUAUUCGACGAGUUCUGGGAUGAAGACGGUGAUCAUCUCGGACGGGCGGUGGGAGACAACAACACCUAUGCAACUGGUCGGAUCGGAUGCCAUAACGUGGUGCUAGCUCUGCUCCCAAACAUGGGCAAGGUGGGCGCAGCCGGCACAACCGCCGCCCUUCGAUCUAGUUUUCCAAGAGCCAGACUCGCCGUCCUGACCGGAAUAUGCGGCGGUGUGCCCUAUCAUGGGGACGGCAUCGAAGUCUGUCUCGGAGACGUCAUCAUCAGUCGAACGGUUGUCCAGUAUGACCUUGGCAGGCAGUAUCCUGGCAAGUUCGUCCGAAAGGACACCAUCCACGACAACCUAAGCCGACCCAACCACGACAUUCGCUCUUUGCUCGAUACGUUCCAGACGGAAUUUGGCCUCGCUCGGCUCCAGCGCGGAGCACUGAGUGCUCUGAACUCCAUUCAAUCCAAUGCCACCGAGACAGGCCGUCGAACGAGUUACCAUCCUCCGGCGCUGGUCGAGGACCAUCUCUUCAAACCAACGUACCUACACGUCCAUCGGGACAGAUCAAAUUGCGACUGCAGCGCGACCGAGGCCUGUGAGGUCGCUGAAAGCGCGUCCUGCGACGAGAUCUCAUGUGAUUAUCAACACUCGAUACCCAGGAAGCGUCUUGGAAGCUUGCAGAAACAGGUCACCAGAGUGUUUGUGGGAGACGUCGCCUCAGGCGACACCGUGAUGAAAUCCGGCGAGCAUCGCGAUAACCUCGCCAAGGAGCUGGGUGUCAUUGCCCUGGAGAUGGAGGGCGCCGGCGUCUGGGACCAGAUCCCCUGCAUCGUCGUGAAGGGGGUUUGCGACUACGCGGACAGCCACAAGAACAAAGUCUGGCAGCCCUUUGCUGCUGCCGCAGCGGCUUCGGUUACCAAGGCUCUUCUGAGUCGCUACACCCAGACCGACAAGCCUGAGAGCUCCCGUGCCGUCGAAAAGGAUGGCACAGAUGCUGCCGCGCCCAGGUCUGCCAACUCUGGGGCUGGACAGCAGUUCAACAACACGGGCAGCGGUACUCAGAACAACAACAGUGGCGACGGUAGACAGUACAACGCCCAGACGAUGAACUUCAAGGAUUAG
Messenger RNA from Colletotrichum higginsianum IMI 349063, 1200 nucleotides. Its product is annotated as Pfs domain-containing protein. Gene Ontology annotation, biological process: nucleoside metabolic process. The transcript has a single exon. Lineage: Eukaryota; Fungi; Ascomycota; Sordariomycetes; Glomerellales; Glomerellaceae. Bases 1 to 1200 code for a protein of 399 amino acids. The record is from RefSeq and is a predicted model, not a curated record. Gene Ontology annotation, molecular function: catalytic activity.